UUCUCUUUUCAAUGAAAAUUUGAUCCUAAAUCGAUUUUCGAUUCGACUCGUCGCACAGUGAUUUAUAAAGAACACUUUUAAAUUCCGAGCGCGCCGCCGCGCCUCCAAACGCGUCUCGCGUAUAUAUACCGUCAAUGUAAAGUCGCCUGAUGUCUGUUGUAACUGUAUACCGCACAGUAAAAAGCCGCACGUGUACACUACAGAGUCCGUACGGUGUACAGUCUUGAAAGAACGUGUGCAUGUGUCCUUUGCCAUUCGAGCAAAAAAGUACUUAAAAAUGCCUUAUUCCGAGUACGCCCUUUUCGAGAGUCGAGCAAAGGAAGCGGAGGAGUCGAUCAUCGAGUUGAAAAAGGAACUUGCGAAUUUGCACAAAAUCAUCAACAGCGAUAACUUCAAAAUCGAUGAGGAUCACACGGCCAGUCAGCAAGAGCUCGAUAACACCAAAAAGGAGAACGACAAAUUGCGGAUGCAAAUAAAUAUCCUCAAAAGGACGUACAAGGAGAGAAAAGCUCAACAUCUUCUACUUGACACUGACCUAAGCAAAUGCGAAAGAAUGAUUAGUUUGUAUGAUAAUUUAAAUGCUCUCUUUGAGAAAGCCAUCAACGAGGCUUAUCCUGAUGUAGUUGAUCCACCUGUAGUUAUAUCAUCUAGUAACAAUCCUAAAUUUGGAGAUUAUCAGUGUAACAGUGCAUUGCCAUUGUGUAAACUUCUUAGUAUGGAAAAAACUGAUGCUAAGAAGAAAGUAUCUCCUCUUGAUGUUGCAAAAAAUAUAUUGUCAAAAGUACCAAGCUCACCUCUUAUUGAAAAACUGGAUAUCGCUGGAGCUGGCUUCAUAAAUAUCUACCUGAAACGAGAGUAUGGGCAGAAUACUUUGAAAAAUAUAUUAAAACUUGGAAAAGUUAAUCCUCCACCAAUCUACCAACCAAAAACAGUUCUUGUAGACUUUUCAAGCCCAAAUGUUGCCAAGGAAAUGCACGUUGGUCAUCUGAGAUCUACUAUUAUUGGUGAGAGUAUCAGCAGGUUAUUGGAAUUUUUGGGACAUAAAGUAUUGAGAAUCAACCAUAUUGGUGAUUGGGGUACUCAGUUUGGAAUGUUAAUAGCUCAUUUGGAAGACAAAUUUCCAAAUUAUUCCACUGAGUCACCACCAAUUUCUGACCUUCAGGCUUUCUAUAAAGAAUCUAAACUUCGAUUUGAUAGUGAUGAAGAAUUUAAAAAACGAGCUUAUGAGAAUGUUGUUAAAUUGCAAGCUCAUGAACCUAAAAUUAUUCAUGGAUGGAAAUUGAUAUGUGAUGUGUCUAGAAAAGAAUUUCAGAAUAUUUAUGAUCGUUUGGAUAUCACAUUAACUGAAAGAGGUGAAUCUUUUUAUCAAGAUCGUAUGGUUGCCAUUGUCAAAGAAUUGGAAGAAAAAGGAUUCUUAGAAGAAGACGAAGGUCGCAAAAUUAUGUGGGGAAACCAAAAAGAAGGCACCAUUCCUUUGACCAUUGUUAAAAAAGAUGGUGGCUUUACAUAUGAUACAUCUGACAUGGCAGCAAUCAAGCAGCGUAUUUUUGAAGAGCAAGCAGAAUGGAUUAUCUAUGUUACUGAUGCUGGACAAGCUACACACUUCCAGAUUAUUGUGAGUUGUGCAGAGAGAGCAAGAAUAAAGUUGAGCCAUCACCGAGUGGAUCAUGUUGGUUUCGGUGUGGUACUUGGAGAAGAUAAAAAGAAAUUCAAAACUAGAUCUGGCGACACGAUUAAAUUAAGUGAAUUAUUGGACGAAGGUCUAAAACGCGCUGAGGAUAAACUCCGAGAAAAGGAACGCGACAAGCACCUAACGGAGGAAGAAUUCCGUGACGCCCAACGAGCCAUCGCUUACGGCUGUAUCAAAUACGCCGAUCUCUGCAACAAUCGUGCCCACGAAUACGUAUUUUCUUUCGAUAAAAUGCUUCAAGACAAGGGCAACACGGCGGUCUACCUGCUGUACGCGAGGACGCGAAUUCGCUCGAUCGCCCGCACCGCCAACGUAACGCAAGAGCAGCUCAGGAAAGCCAUCGAGGACACGCCGAUCUCUCUGGAGCACGAGAAGGAGUGGAAGCUGGCCAAGGUGCUGCUCAAAUUUCCCGACAUCAUCGCCAGGGUCACGAAGGACUUGUCGCUGCACACCCUGUGCGAUUUCUGCUACGAGAUCGCCACCACCUUCACGGAAUUCUACGACAGCUGCUACUGCGUAGAGAAGAACAAGACCGGCGAAAUCGUGAAGGUCAACAUGGGAAGGAUAUUGCUGACCGAGGUGACGGCCAUGGUGUUGGAGCAGUGCUUCUCCAUACUGGGCUUGAAACCCGUUGAAAAAAUGUGAAUAGAUGAUAUAAUUGUAACAUCGCUGGUUGGUGAACAGAAAAAAGAGAGACAAUAAUAAAGUAGCUUGUAAAUUUUUGAUAAAAAAAAAAUCCGAUUGAAAUAUUUGCAUGCUUCGUAGUGUCAAGUUUUACAAAUGAGCUGAAAAAAAAAAACAUUAAUUUUCUGUAAUAAGAAUUUUCAAUAAAAAUA
Messenger RNA from Trichogramma pretiosum, 2526 nucleotides. RefSeq names its product arginine--tRNA ligase, cytoplasmic (gene ArgRS). Gene Ontology annotation, cellular component: cytoplasm. Gene Ontology annotation, molecular function: ATP binding; arginine-tRNA ligase activity. NCBI's taxonomy places the organism in Eukaryota, Metazoa, Arthropoda, Insecta, Hymenoptera, Trichogrammatidae. The transcript has 7 exons. Gene Ontology annotation, biological process: arginyl-tRNA aminoacylation. Bases 278 to 2335 code for a protein of 685 amino acids. The record is from RefSeq and is a predicted model, not a curated record.